CCUCAUAUCACUGAAACCUCGACCGAGACACAUGUAGCCAUGGCAAAGAAAGACGCUCUGGCAUUUGACGAUAAGGAAAAGAAGAGAUACGAAUGCUCGAAUGAUCGCACCGGCGUGCUGAUUUGCCGUUAUGGGUUCUACUCCACGGAUCACUAUUGCAAGAAGGGUACGCGGUGCAGCGAUAGGUGUGCUUGUUGCCUGGGAGUCCGUGAAUUGGCCAUGGAGGAUGAGGGCUUUGGAGAUGCUUAUGCUUAG
Bipolaris zeicola 26-R-13 is the source of this 255-nucleotide messenger RNA. RefSeq lists its product as uncharacterized. The record is from RefSeq and is a predicted model, not a curated record. The annotation marks the transcript as partial. Lineage: Eukaryota; Fungi; Ascomycota; Dothideomycetes; Pleosporales; Pleosporaceae. The transcript has a single exon.